CCUACGAAUGAGCGGCAACAAGCUGUUGUGGACGCUUUCAAGCACGCUUGGAAAGGAUAUCGUAAAUAUGCCUGGGGCCAUGACCAGUUGAAACCAAUCAGCGGUGGCUAUUCGGACUGGUUCGACACUGGUUUAACAAUUGUGGACGCCCUCGAUACAGCUAUUAUAAUGGGGCUCAAAGAAGAAGUUGCUCAAGGGACCGAGUGGAUUCGAAAUUCCCUUACAUUCGAGAAAGAUCGCUAUGUCAAUCUUUUCGAAACAACGAUUCGCACACUGGGCGGUCUUUUGAGCGCAUAUCACCUCACCGGUGACACGAUGUUUGUUACGAAGGCGCAAGAUCUGGCCGAUCGAUUGAUGGGUGCUUUCACUAAGUCAAAAUCUGCCAUUCCUUUGAGUGAUGUAAAUCUGAAAACAAGCAAAGCGAAGGCUCCUUCCUGGUUGGGAGAAUCAUCAUUGUCUGAAGUCACAUCGCUACAGCUUGAAUUUCGUGACCUUUCUAGAGUAACUGGAAAGAAAGUCUAUGAGGAAAUCGCAUUCAAAACUUCGAAGCACAUCCACAAAAUCGGCUGUAAGGAUCACGAUGGUCUUUGCGAUAUGUUCUUGAACUCAAAUACAGGACAGUUCCGAACAGGUGCGUCCACAAUCACAUUCGGCGCACGUGCUGACAGCUAUUAUGAAUACCUUUUCAAGCAGUGGUUGCAAACUGGCAAGACUAUUGAUUGGUUGUUCGAUGAUUACAAAACUGCUAUGGAGUCCAUGAAAUCGAAAUUGUAUAGAUACUCAGAGCCGAAUCAACUAGGCUUUGUCGGCGAAUUGCUCCCAGGAGAAAUCUUCUCUCCAAAAAUGGACCACUUGGUAUGUUUUCUAGCUGGAACGCUAGCUUUAGGCAGCAAGAAUGGUGCACCUGAUGAGCACAUGAAGUUGGCACAAGAUUUAGGAAAAGCGUGCCAAGCUAUGUACAAAAACCCAACUGGUCUUGGCCCGGAAAUUGCUUAUUUCAACAUGAUGCCCGGUGUUAAAGACGAUCUGAGCAUUAAGCCGCUUGACGCGCACUCGCUGUUGAGACCAGAAGCAAUUGAGGCUUGGUUCUAUCUCUAUCGGUUGACAGGAGAUAAAACAUAUCAGAAUUGGGGCUGGGAAGCCUUCACAGCGAUUGAGAAAUAUGCCCGAGUGAAUAAUGGAUACUCAUCGGUAAAAAGCGUCAAGAGGAUACCAGUUACGCAUAGUGACCUAAUGGAGUCUUUCUUCCUAGCAGAAACACUCAAAUAUCUCUACCUUUUAUUUGCUGAUGAUCAAACGAGCCUGUUCCCACUGGACAAGUGGGUAUUCAACACUGAAGCGCAUCCUCUUCCGAUAUAUUCUAGCUGA
Molecule: messenger RNA, 1368 nt
Organism: Ostertagia ostertagi
Lineage: Eukaryota; Metazoa; Nematoda; Chromadorea; Rhabditida; Trichostrongylidae
Source: the annotation of a GenBank genome assembly